Malassezia pachydermatis is the source of this 4038-nucleotide messenger RNA. RefSeq lists its product as hypothetical. The transcript is spliced from 2 exons. Bases 1 to 4038 code for a protein of 1345 amino acids. The record is from RefSeq and is a predicted model, not a curated record. Lineage: Eukaryota; Fungi; Basidiomycota; Malasseziomycetes; Malasseziales; Malasseziaceae.
AUGGCCGCUUCCUCCAGCAAGUGGACGCUGGACAAGCUACGUGAUGCGAAGCAGCAGGCGUGGGACGCCGAGCAGAGUACACGCGCACAAGAGUACCGACUCAAAGCACGGCAGUUGCUUUUUCUUCUGCGCUCGAUCGAGUCGGAUGUCCAGGCGGCCGGUACGCCACCGAGUGGGGUCCCACAGUUGGAAGAUACGGAUGCUGCGCUCGAGGCCUGGGCGGGCCCCGCCGACACGUCGGCCCACGAUGCGAUCGCCGAGCGGAUGCAGAGUGCUACACAGACACUACGAGACCGUGCUCAGCAAGGGCUCGAGGCGCACAAGGAGAGUGCACAGCGCGCUGCAGCCUCGCGACCUUCGUCCAGCGAACAUGCCGAUCGUACGUCAAUGCCUGCGCCGACCAAAGCCGCGUCGUCACGACCGCCGACUGCGUCGGCGGCCAGUCAUGCGACGACAGCGGCCCCUUCGUCGCGCGCGAGCAUCCAACUCCCGCCGUCGCCCAUGCCCCACCCUGUGGAAUACGAGCAGACGCUGCCGAAUCCGCUACCGCCGCUGACAUUGCAGGCGUUGGCACCGAAUCCCUUGUCGGUAACGUAUGCUUCGUCGCUUCGGCCGCUGCCGCCUGACCCUACGCGGCGUAUGACAGGGAUCGGCACAGGCGGUGGCUCCAUGCACAAUCGCACACGUCGUACCGCGCAGCGGCCGGCAGCAGGCAGCAAGGGCCACCUGAAAAACAUGCCUACUGCGCCCGAUCUGGGGCGGUGGGCGAUCCGGGCCCGAGCGAGUUCCAGUGCGGGAUUGGUGCGCAAAGCGAACAAGUGUCUACUUACGCGCGACUGGAAGGUGGCAUUUACAGAGCAAAAGUUCGUCAAGGCAAUGAUGCGCAUUGACGAACUGAAGCAGCAGGGCCAAUGGAGUUUCCGGCAGCCGAAACGGAUCAAAGGCCCCGUCGAGCGGAAAACGCAUUGGGACUAUAUGCUGGAAGAAAUGCGAUGGCUGCAAACGGACUACCGAGAAGAGCGCAAAUGGAAACUCGCCUUGGCUUACGAGUUUGCGCACCAAAUUGCGCAGUGGCAUCGCUCGUCGCCUGCCGAACGACGUGCGCUGUGUGUACCACGCAAGCGCCCGGCAGAGGCCAAAGCCAUGGAAGUGGACGAGGUGGAGCCAACUCCACGCCCGCCUAUGCCUACUGAGGACGUCGAGAUGACCGCCUCCCACGAGGCUGUGGAUGUGGCCGGCGCAGCGGCCAAGCCGGCGCAGGUGCCAGAACCUGAGGCGGAGGCGAAGCCUGCGCCGAAACCUGCAGCAGCGGCAGCAGCGGACGCCGAGGCAGAAGCAGAGGCCGAGGCCGAGGCAGAAGCGGACGCCGAGGGUGAAGAGGAGGUCGCCCCUCCGCCGGAGCCGACGCUCAGUGUGCCGGACACGGAGGCGGAGCCUCUGGAUACGCCAAUGCGGGCCGAGGCGGACAAGGACGUGACGCUGAGUAGCAAGAUGCCACUGGCGCUCAUUACAGCGGUUCGGGCGCCGAUCUUUAGCCUGGAUGCGACGACGACCAUGGUAUCGUCGCAGGCCUUGGUCGAGCAGCUGGAUCCACAGACGAACGAGGCGGUGGCGCAGCUGGUGAGCACGGCGGCCAAGGCAGAAGGGACGACCAUCGAUGCUACCUCGUCACCGUCAGCCAGUGUCGAUGCGGCAGAGCUGGACUUUGGCAAGCUGUUCCCGGAGCUGCCGCAGUAUGCGCCGCCACAUGCAGCGGAGGAUCCCGUGCACCAGAAACGGCGCGACGAUACCAGUGCGGCGCCGUCGCGGCUCGUGCAAGUAUCGCGCCUGCUGGAUGCGAAGCCUGUGUUGGUCAGUACGUUGGACCCUGCCAACCACCGAUCGCAGCACCAAUGGCACAGCAUGAACGAAUGGACGUUGGCUGCCGACUGGGUCGACAAGUACUUGGGCGUGACAGAGUCGUCAUCAUCAUCGUCGUCGUCGUCGCCAUGGUCGGUCCCUGCAGGCUCUGUGCUGUUUGCACGCAAGGCCGGCAAGGCGCCACGGGAGCAUGCGCCGCAGACAGGCCCACCUGUGCCCCCAGCGCGGCCGGAAGAACGUGUCCAGCAGCUGCUGUGGAGUGCGGAUGACGAUGCGUUUGUCCAGGCGCUGGCCAAGCAGUAUGCGGAACAUUGGUCGCUCAUUGCCGAUGUGUUUAAUUCAGCUCGCUGGGUCUUGCCGACAGAGCGACGCACAGCCUGGGACUGCUAUGAGCGAUGCAAGUGGCUCGCGGACGAGCAGCGAGAACAGCGCCCCGUCGCAAAAGACGGGAAGAAGCCGCAUCGGCAGCACUUGCUGGAUGUCAUGCGCAAAUGUGCGAAGCGGCGCGAGCAAGCGCAGCGGCAAGCGGCCACGGCCGCGGCCGCGGCAAGUGCGACGACGAAGCGAGCUGUCUCGGCCAAUGAUACGCAUACGCAGGUGAAUGCCAUGGCCACGCCGACGCCGCAAGCCCUGAGCAUGCUCAAAGCGGAGCGAGAUCAAGUGGCGAUUCGGCAGUUUUUCGAGCAGCAACGAGCCGCGCAAUUCGCCUUUGUGCAGCAACAGCAGCAGCAGCAGCAACAGCAGCAGCAGCCACAGCAGCCCUCCGGCGCGCCCUCAGCGCCCACGUCGGCACAGCCAGCGCCGCCCCCGUCGUCGACAGGCCAGCCCGCGGCAUCGUCCACGCCACCACAGCAGCCACAGCCACAGCAGCCACAACCACAGCAGCAGCCACAACAGCAGCAGCAGCAGCAGCAACAACAGCAACAACAACAACAACAACAACAGCUACUGCAACGUUUGUCGCUGUCUCAAGGCGGCGCAGCUCCUGGCACAGCAUCGAUGCCUUCACCGUUUCUUCCGACCGACGAGCAGCGCAAAGCGGCUGCCGCCGCCGCCGCCGCCGCCGCGGCCACCAACGGUGCGUCCUCAUCGUCAACGCCGACCAACGGCACGCCACGCACAGCAGCUGCAUCGCUGCCACGGCCACCGACACCCGUCCAAGCCUCGCCCUCGCCAGCGCAGACACAGCAAUACUUGGCGGCCCUUACCGCAAGUCAGAACGCUGCGAAGCACAACCCGGCGUUGCUAGCGGCGGCCGGCGCAGGGUCCAUGCCGUACAUGCGUGCAGGCCAGCCAGGGCAGCCGUACUAUGGCCUAGACAACCAGGCGUUUGCCGCUGCCGUGGCAGGUAUGAAGAAUGGGGUCCCUGGCGCGCCAUCGUCGGUCUCAGCCGCGGCGGCAGCAGCGGCCGCAGCGACGGGCAAUGCAGGCGCUCGACCUCCGCAGCCGAUUGUGAUUGCGGCGUCGUCCCCUCAAGCGCAAGCGCUACGUUUGAAUCGCACCGCGACGACGCCCAUGGAUGGCCGGCCCUCGCCUGUGAACUUUGGCACGCCCACGGAAGCAGGUCGUGCGUCCUCGUCGCCAGUGAUGAAUGCGCCGGCAGGCUCCACGACGACGACGGCGGCCCCAGGGAUGCCGUUCCCCCCUGCGGCCGUGAGCUCCGCCGGAUUGUCGCCCAACGUUCGACCGACCGGCUCACCGGCCAUGGCAGCGGCCUCUGCGCCGCCCAAUUUGCAUGCACUGCAGCAGCAAUUGGCCAUUACGUUGGCAGCGUCGCACCUGAGUCAGGAACAAAUCAACGGCCUUGCUAUCCAGCUGUACAAGCAAGCGCAAGCACAGCAGCAGCAGCGCCAGGCGCAGGCACAGGCACAGGCACAGGCACAAGCGCAGGCACAGAUGCCCAGUACGUCGCUGCAUACGCCGUCGCCCCUCGCGCCUGUGGGUCAAGGCGCCACCGGCCCAGCGCCGGAGCCUGGCGCGGCUGCCAUGUCACGCUUUGUCGGCCUAUCUACACCCACGUCCAACGCUCCCUCGCCCUCGUCGCAGCGAGCCUCGCAGCCGCCGCCCCAAGGAGGAGGCGGGGUGCCGAUGCCAGGCACCGACGCCACGGCACUGCCCGACGGCGCAGCUGCCGCAACGGCACGGUCGUCCGCGACGUCGCCAACCGGCCGCUCGUAA